AUGAUCUUCCGCUCUGCAUUUCCCGAUAUUGAAAUACCAUCAUUGGGUGUCUACCAAUACGCAACGCGAAACAUAAAUGGAAUUGAUGAUAGCAAACCAUUAAUUAUCGAUGGUGUGACUGGUGCGGAGAUGACAUUUGGUGAAUUUAAGAGGGACUCAAAGAGACUGGCAGCUGGCUUACAAGAUAAGCUCGGUUUGAAAAAGGGCGAUGUGGUAGCUAUAUUCUCACCUAAUCAGAUCGACUAUGCCGUAGUCUUCUUUGGCAUAAUUGCAGCCGGUGCUAUCCCAACGUUAGCAAACCCUCUGCAAACGCCGAACGAAUUCCAAGCUCAGUUCUGUGAUUCAACCGCCUCAAUCAUAAUCACCCAUCCGCUUUUCUUGGCCACUGUUUUUGAAGUAGCAAAAAACUGCCAGUUUCCUCUGUCAAAAAUCUUUCUCUUCGGUGGUGAAGAAAAAGAUGGCAUUAAACCAUACACGGAGCUAUUGGGAGACCGGGAAGCUGAACCAGUUGUAUUUACGAAAAAAGAGAUUAAGGAACAACCAGCGUUUCUGUGUUAUAGUUCCGGAACAACUGGGCGGCAGAAGGGUGUUAUGACCACACAUUACAACGCAGUGGCCAACUGUGAACAAUACAAGGCGUUUGAGGAACCAAAACUGAAUCCGAAUCUCGUUUUUAUGGGUCUUUUGCCUCUUUUCCACAUAUACGGACUUUUCAUUCUCAGUGUAUCUCUCUCAUCAGGCGCUACCAUUGUGAUCCUUCCAAAGUUCGAUUUAACGCUCUUUUGCACGACCAUCCAAAAAUACAAAGUCAAUCUGGCUCAUGUCGUUCCGCCCAUUGUACUGUUAUUGACAAAGGAUCCGACCGCAAGGACCUUUGACUUUUCGAGUAUGCAAGUAUUCACAUGCGCCGCCGCACCGUUGGGCGAGUCAUUGACAAAAGAGUUUUACGAUCUCUAUAAAGUACCUGUAAAGCAAGGAUAUGGUUUAACAGAGACAUCACCGCUUACUCAUAUUGAUAUCACCUCGAACCCAACCUUUGGUUCAGUUGGAAAUCUUAUACCGAACCUUGAAGCAAAGAUCAUAUCCGAAGAUGGCAAAGAGCUCGGGUAUCACGAACACGGAGAAUUAUGCGUUCGUGGACCCAAUGUCAUGAAGGGUUAUUGGAAAAACAAGGAGGCAACAGAUGCGUGUUUCGACAGCGAAGGAUUCUUCCAUACUGGUGAUGUCGCGACCGUCGCAAGAAAGUACUUCAUCGUUGACCGCUUAAAGGAACUGAUCAAAUACAAAGGUUUCCAGAUUGCUCCGGCCGAACUUGAAGCCCUCCUUUUAACUCAUCAAUGCGUAGCUGAUGCAGCCGUUAUUGGUGUUUUUGUCGAAUCAGAAGUGACAGAGUAUCCUGUUGCAUACAUUCACGUCAAACCAGGCAUCGAGCAGACUGAUGAACUCAAGAAAGAUAUUCAAAAGUUUGUUGCAGAAAACGCUGCACCAUGCAAGAAACUGCGUGGAGGUGUCGUUUUUGUUGAUAAAGUGCCGAAGAGCGCGUCAGGAAAAAUCUUGAGGAGGCAGUUGAGGGACAGGGUCAAGGACGAUUUGGCUAAGCUGAAUCAGUUAGUAGGUAUAUAG
Molecule: messenger RNA, 1623 nt
Organism: Paraglomus occultum
Lineage: Eukaryota; Fungi; Glomeromycota; Glomeromycetes; Paraglomerales; Paraglomeraceae
Source: the annotation of a GenBank genome assembly